Molecule: messenger RNA, 1357 nt
Organism: Danio rerio (zebrafish)
Lineage: Eukaryota; Metazoa; Chordata; Actinopteri; Cypriniformes; Danionidae
Gene: mcat
Product: malonyl CoA:ACP acyltransferase (mitochondrial)
Biological process (GO): monocarboxylic acid metabolic process; fatty acid biosynthetic process
Cellular component (GO): mitochondrion; mitochondrial matrix
Molecular function (GO): [acyl-carrier-protein] S-malonyltransferase activity; transferase activity
Source: RefSeq, marked provisional
AACCCACACAUGACAUGUGAGAAGAAACACAACUGUGCCAAUAUAAGUUUUAAUAUGGAUUUGGUCGUAUAUAUCACCUAAUAAAAUAAUGAGAUCGCAGAAAAGCCGUACAGUUUUGUGCCACAUGUGCGCGCGCUGACUUCCUGUCACGCUUCCAAACAGACAGAUUUCCGAUUGACCUCCUCAAAAACAGUCUAUGAUUUCUGUAUAACGUUAUUUAAUUUAUUUCACGAUGAAUCUCAGCGUGACUCUUAGGUCCUAUAGUAGAGCUCGUGUGUGUCGGAAUAAAGCGACUGUCUCGGUUUACAGAAGACUGUCAGAUGCUCCUGAAGAACCUCAGUCCGUGAAAAUACGCAGAGCUCCGGGGAAUGCGACCAUCCUGCUGUUCCCCGGGCAGGGCAGUCAGUUCGUCGGUAUGGGGAGAGGAUUGCUAAAGUAUGGAAAUGUCAAGGAGAUGUUUUCUGUCGCUCAGAAGGUGCUAGGUUAUGACCUGCUGUCUCUGUGCUUAAAUGGACCAGAGAAAGACCUUAUGAAGACUGUUCAUUGUCAGCCUGCGGUGUUUGUCUGUUCUCUGGCUGCUGUGGAGAGACUCAACCAUGAAAACCCUGCUGCUAUUGAGAGCUGUGUGAGUGCUGUAGGUUUCAGUGUUGGUGAAUUUGCAGCUUUGGUAUUUUCUGGUGCAAUGAACUUCGCUGAAGCUUUGUUUGCGGUGAAGGUGAGGGCAGAGGCGAUGCAGAAGGCCUCUGAUCAAGUGUCCAGUGGCAUGUUGUCUGUGAUAGGUCGACCUCAAGCCCACUACAAACAUGCCUGUGUCCGAGCUAGAGAGCACUGUGUUUCUCUUGGGAUCCAAGACCCUGUGUGCUCCGUCGCCAACUACCUUUUUCCAGACGGGAGAGUCAUAGCUGGACACAAAGAGGCUUUGGAUUUUCUUCAAGAACGUUCCAAAGAGCUGAAUUUCAUGAGAACUCGACUGCUGCCGGUCAGCGGGGCCUUUCACACCUCACUGAUGGAGGCGGCAGUUGAGCCUCUGAGAGACGUCCUCAGAAAGAUUGAGGUGCGGCGGCCGGAGAUCUCGGUGCACUCCAAUGUGGACGGCAAACGUUACAUGCAUGACAAGCACAUUCGCAAUCAGCUGGCCAAACAAUUGGUGUCUCCGGUGAAAUGGGAGCAGACGCUGCAUGAGAUUUACCAAAGAGCCCAAGGACAGGAGUUUCCUCACACAUAUGAGGUGGGACCUGGUAGACAUUUGGGCUCGAUGCUACAGAAGUGUAACAUGAAGGCUUUCAAGAACUAUACACAUGUAGAUGUUGCAUUAGCUGAGGAUUGAUUUGCUUAUGUGCAGUUAAACUGGUAUAUU